This is a messenger RNA of Nicotiana attenuata, 2486 nucleotides long. Its product is annotated as sucrose transport protein SUC8-like. Gene Ontology annotation, cellular component: vacuole; plasma membrane. The transcript has 6 exons. Gene Ontology annotation, biological process: sucrose transport. The record is from RefSeq and is a predicted model, not a curated record. Gene Ontology annotation, molecular function: sucrose:proton symporter activity. Bases 719 to 2257 code for a protein of 512 amino acids. Lineage: Eukaryota; Viridiplantae; Streptophyta; Magnoliopsida; Solanales; Solanaceae.
CGCAAAAGAAUGACACGCUUUUUAAUAACUGGAGUUCCGUUUUAAAAGACCUAAGUCACGGAAGACUCUUGAUUUUCCUCGUCUCAAGGAAAUGUAGAGCAUUUCACAUAUAAUGAAGAGGUAGAUUCCAUUUUUGAUGUCUACCAUUUCCAUUAGGGCAAUUUAGAAAAGAGAAAAGGGAAAAAGCAAGAGAUCAAGAACUGGAGAAGAGAAAGAGCUUUUCUUUCUUCUUUCUCUCUGGCGCUCUAGAGCGCCAGAGAUCUUUUUCGCUCUUAGAGUCAUUAAUCAUUUUGAAAAAGGAAAAAGAAAAGAAGGAAGAGAGAACAAGAACAUCUCCUCUCUCUGUCUAUUACGUUUUUUCUUUUUCAGUACCUUAACAGGUAUUGAAGCUUUCCCAUUUUCCUUCUCAUGGAUUUUCAUCCUUUUUUUUGAUAUACGUUCUUUUACUUAGUGACAAAGAAUAUAUAGCCGAAGAUGGGAUUGAGACUGAAACACAUUUCUUCUUGUGAUUUUGUUUUGUGUAACGUGAGAAUAUGUUAUAUGACCUUUUUUUGUUAUAAUCAAUUUCAAUCCAAUCAUUUAGAUACAUAUAUAUAUUCUCACGACCCUAUGCCGUAGUUUAGUGCAUAGUGCUGUCCUUUUUCAUUUAGAUACGUAUAAUUAUUUUCAUAAUUUUGUAGACCAAGUCAUACAUACUUAAACACAGAUUGAUAUUUCAAUGGAGAGUGGUACUAUGGAAAUGAAAGUUCAACAGCCAUAUUUAGCUGUUCCAGUACUGCCACCACGUUGGAAGAUAGUAAUGGUGGCAUCCAUAGCUGCUGGAGUUCAAUUCGGAUGGGCACUUCAGCUCUCUUUGUUAACUCCUUAUAUACAGCUACUAGGUAUUCCACACAGAUAUGCUUCAAUUAUAUGGCUCUGUGGACCUAUUUCUGGAAUGAUUGUUCAGCCUGUGGUUGGUUACAUAAGUGACAACCUCUCCUCCACCUUUGGCCGCCGUCGGCCCUUCAUUGCCGCCGGCUCCUCCCUCGUCGCCGUUGCCGUCAUUUUCAUUGGCUUUGCUGCUGAUAUUGGCCAUGCUUUUGGUGAUCCUCUUGAUACAAAAACUAAGCCUCUUGGCAUUAUUACUUUUAUCGUUGGGUUUUGGUACCUUGAUGUCGCUAACAACAUGUUACAGGGUCCGUGCAGAGCAUUCUUGGCUGAUCUCUCUGGCGGAAAAGCCGGUCGGAUAAGGACGGCACAUUCUUGCUACGCAUUCUUCAUGGCGAUCGGAAGCAUUCUGGGGAAUGCCGCCGGUUCAUAUUCUCACCUCUACACCAUCUUCCCCUUCACAAAGACGGAAGCCUGUGGUGUUCAAUGUGCAAACCUAAAGAGUUGUUUUCUGAUUUCAGUAGUUCUUUUGCUCACUUUAACAACCUUAGCCUUAACAACUGUGGAUGAAAAAGGGCUGCCGCAGAAAGAUCAUUUCAUCAUCAGUGAGUAUUUGGGUUCAUCAGGAAAAAAAGGAGGAUUGUUGUUUUUUGGAGAGAUGUUUGAAGCUCUAACGCAUUUGCCAAGAUCAGUGUGGAUUCUUCUGAUGGUCACAGCUGUAAACUGGAUUGCUUGGUUUCCAUUCACCUUAUAUGGCACUGACUGGAUGGGCAAAGAGGUAUAUGGGGGCAGAGUUAGGGACGGGAAUCUAUACAAUAAAGGAGUACAUGCAGGUGUAUUUGGGUUUCUGUUGAGCUCACUGGUGCUAUGUUUAAUGUCAAUGGGAGUGGAGUGUGUUGGAAAGUGGCUAGGUGGUGCAAAAAGGCUAUGGGGGAUUGUCAAUUUCAUCUUGGCUAUUUGCUUGGCCAUGACUGUUUUUGUUACAAAAAUGGCAGAGAAAUCACGGCGAUACGGCGGCGACGACGGCGAACUUCUGCCGCCGGAUCAAGGUGUCAAGAUCAGUGCCUUGCUUCUUAUUGCUGUUACGGGAAUUCCUCUAGCAGUCCUUUAUAGCAUCCCAUUUGCUAUGGCAUCUAUAUAUUCUAGCAAUGCUGGGGCAGGGCAAGGUCUAUCACAAGGAGUCAUAAAUCUUGCAAUAGUUGUCCCACAGACGUUAGUGUCACUAGUGGGAGGGCCAUUUGAUGCGUUAUUCGGAGGAGGGAACUUGCCGGCGUUUGUGGCGGGAGCAAUUGCAGCUGCAGUCAGUGGUAUUUUGGCACUCACAUUGUUGCCUUCUCCUACUGAGCCUGAUGUUGAACCUAGCCCCAUUUUCGCCGUUGCUUCCCACUGACAAAAUACAAAUUAAACAAGUUUUGAUCACUCAUUUUUGUUUUUGUUCAUAAUAUGUAGAAUUAGAGUAGCACAAUUUUGAACGUCGCGUUUUUCUUUUCCUUCCUUUUGUAAAUGGUUGUACAAAUUAAUGAUGUUAAAUAGGAGUAUAUAUUAACAUACCGUUUUGAGUUUGAAAGGAAUUGUUAGUAUAUGUUACUUACUUAAAAGGCUGACAGAAUUCCUUCUUU